Molecule: messenger RNA, 643 nt
Organism: Staurois parvus
Lineage: Eukaryota; Metazoa; Chordata; Amphibia; Anura; Ranidae
Source: the annotation of a GenBank genome assembly
UCCCCACUCCUGGCAUGUCCGUGUACUGCUCUCCAUGCUCUGCAGUCCGGUCCGCAGUAUGUCCGCAGUCUCUGGUCAUCCCCUGUACUGUGUCCGCAGUCUCUGGUCAUCCCCUGUACUGUGUCCGCAAUCUCUGGUCAUCCCCUGGACUGUGUCCGCAGUCUCUGGUUAUCCCCUGGACUGUGUCCACAGUCUCUGGUCAUCCCCUGGACUGUGUCCGCAGUCUCUGGUCAUCCCCUGUUCUGUGUCCGCAGUCUCUGGUCAUCCCCUGAACUGUGUCCGCAGUCUCUGGUCAUCCCCUGGACUGUGUCCGCAGUCUCUGGUCAUCCCCUGGACUGUGUUCGCAGUCUCUGGUCAUCCUCUGGACUGUGUCCGCAGUCUCUGGUCAUCCCCUGUACUGUGUCCGCAGUCCCUGGUCAUCUCCUGUAGUACACCUGCAGUCUCUGGUCAUCCCCUGGACUGUGUCCGCAAUCUCUGGUCAUCCCCUGUACUGUGUCUGCAGUCUCUAGUCAUCCCCUGGACUGUGUCCGCAGUCUCUGGUCAUCCCCUGGACUGUGUCCGCAGUCUCUGGUCAAUCCCUGUACUGUGUCCGCAGUCUCUGGUCAUCUCCUGUAGUACACUUGCAGUCCCUGGUCAUCUCCUG